Helianthus annuus (common sunflower) is the source of this 870-nucleotide messenger RNA. RefSeq names its product golgin subfamily A member 6-like protein 1. Lineage: Eukaryota; Viridiplantae; Streptophyta; Magnoliopsida; Asterales; Asteraceae. The transcript is spliced from 4 exons. Bases 1 to 870 code for a protein of 289 amino acids. The record is from RefSeq and is a predicted model, not a curated record.
AUGAUUGAGAAUAAUCCUAGAGAAAAAUCAAGAGCACUUGCUGUAUUCCAUGAUGAUGAAGUAAAAGAGAAAACUCGGGAAGAGAUUUUGAGAGAGAAAACUGAUAGAGAAAUUUUCAUUGUUGGAUGCAAAAUGGAGAAGAUGCAGGAAGAAUAUGAAAAUGCUGUUAGAAACAAAAGAUGGGAUAAGAAUCAAGAAUGUUAUGUCAAUAAAGAAGGUGAACCAUUUGUUCCCAGAAGUGACAUAGUUCACGAUGAUGUUCUUCUAGUAAUUCCUCGAUCCGGCGAAUAUUAUUCAAAUGUUGCAAAAGACAAAACAUAUGUAAAAAGGCUGGAUAAAAUCAUCAGAGAUGCUAUGACAUCAAAUCUGAGGAAGAGGAAUGAAGAAAGAAUAAAGAAGAAUAUUGAGAAUCUGGUUGAUGAUUUGAAGAAAGUCGCUGAGGAGGUCAAGGUUGAAGAAGUUAAAACUAAAGCUACUAAAGAAGAAGAUGAGAAGGUAGCUGAAAAAGAAAAGGCUGUUACUAAAGAACAGCAAGUUGAAGAAGGUAAGAAGAAGAUGAAAAGUUCGGUAGAAGUGAAGGUUGAAAGUUCAGCAGAUGUUGUUGGUGAUGCUGGUACUGGUGAAGAAAAGAAGAGUGAAGCUGAUCAGAAGCAGACAAAAGCAAACACCGAGGUGCCAAUCACUGAGUGCAAGAAGUGCAUGGAACCAUGCAGUGCUUGUACUGAGAAAAACGAAAAGUUGAGAACAAGAGAUCUUGAUUUCAAUAAAAUCGAAAAAGUGCUUCCGAAGAAAACUGAAUGUCAAGAGGAGUGUCGGAGCAGCCUGGCACGACAAGAAGAGGAGAAGGCUGCUGGACCCUGUGUUUGUUGA